This is a messenger RNA of Carlito syrichta (Philippine tarsier), 2094 nucleotides long. RefSeq names its product poly(A) binding protein cytoplasmic 1 like (gene PABPC1L). Gene Ontology annotation, cellular component: nucleus; ribonucleoprotein complex; cytosol. Gene Ontology annotation, molecular function: poly(U) RNA binding; mRNA 3'-UTR binding; poly(A) binding. The transcript is spliced from 15 exons. Lineage: Eukaryota; Metazoa; Chordata; Mammalia; Primates; Tarsiidae. The coding region runs from base 54 to 1898 and encodes 614 amino acids. The record is from RefSeq and is a predicted model, not a curated record.
CCCGCUCGGGUGAGCGCGGGGAAUUCGGUGACCCGCCUUCGGCCCCGCCCAUCAUGAACGCCAGCGGCUCCGGCUACCCGCUCGCCUCGCUGUACGUGGGCGACCUGCAUCCCGAAGUGACCGAGGCCAUGCUCUAUGAGAAGUUCUCUCCCGCCGGCCUCAUCCUGUCCAUCCGCGUGUGCCGCGAUGUGGCCACCCGGCGCUCGCUGGGCUAUGCCUACGUCAACUUCCAGCAGCCUGCCGACGCGGAGCGGGCACUGGAUACAAUGAAUUUUGAGGUGAUCAAAGGCCAGCCCAUCCGCAUCAUGUGGUCCCAGCGAGACCCAGGACUUCGCAAAUCAGGUGUAGGCAACAUCUUCAUCAAGAACCUGGAAGACUCCAUUGACAACAAGGCUUUAUAUGAUACCUUCUCUGCCUUUGGGAACAUUCUCUCUUGUAAGGUGGCGUGUAACGAGCAUGGUUCCCGAGGCUUUGGCUUUGUCCAUUUUGAGACCCAUGAGGCGGCACAGCAGGCCAUCAGCACCAUGAACGGGAUGCUGCUGAAUGACCGUAAAGUCUUUGUUGGCCACUUCAAGUCCCGACGGGAGCGGGAGGCGGAACUAGGAGUGCGAGCCAUGGAGUUCACCAAUGUCUACGUGAAGAAUCUCCAAGUGGAUGUGGAUGAGCGGGGCCUGGAGGACCUCUUCUCCCAGUUUGGAAAGAUACUGAGCGUGAAGGUGAUGAGGGACAACAGCAGCCACUCCCGGGGCUUUGGCUUUGUCAACUUUGAGAAGCAUGAGGAAGCCCAGAAGGCCGUGGUCCAAAUGAAUGGGAAGGAGGUGAGCGGGCAGCUGCUCUAUGUGAGCCGGGCCCAGAAGCGGGUGGAGCGGCAGAGUGAACUGAAGCGCAGGUUCGAGCAGAUAAAACAGGACCGGCUGAACCGCUACCAGGGUGUAAACCUGUAUGUGAAGAACCUGGACGACUCCAUUGAUGACGAGAAACUGAGGAAAGAGUUCUCUCCCUAUGGAGAGAUUACUAGUGUGAAGGUGAUGACAGAGGGUGGCCACAGCAAGGGGUUUGGCUUUGUGUGUUUUUCCUCCCCAGAAGAGGCAACAAAGGCCGUGACAGAGAUGAAUGGGCGUAUUGUGAGCACCAAGCCACUGUAUGUGGCGCUGGCCCAGCGCAGAGAGGAACGGAAGGCCAUCCUGACCAACCAGUACAUGCAGCGCCUCACCACCAUGCGGUCUCUGGGCAACCCCCUCUUAAGCUCCUUCCAGCAGCCCACCAGCUACUUCUUGCCUGCUGUGCCCCAGCCUCCAGCCCAGGCUGCGUUCUAUGGCUCUGGAUCCUUGACACCUGCCCAACCUGCCCCCAGGUGGAUGGCCCAGCCACCUAGACCUUUGUGUGCCUCAAUGGUUCGACCAUCAGGCAUGUCUCGUCGACCCCUGACCCCUGUCAGCAGUGUCAGACAGGCCUCUACCCAGGUGCCACACCCUGUGUCCCACACCCAAGGAGUGGCCAACAUUGGUACCCAGACCACAGGACCCAGCGGGACAGGAUGCUCCACACCAGGCCGGCCUCUUCUGCCAUACAGGUGUUCCUCAGCAGGACACAGCACCCAUGGGGUCCAGGAGCCUGCUAUGCACGUCCCUGGACAGGAGCCCCUGACUGCGUCCAUGCUGGCUGCAGCGCCCCUACAUGAGCAAAAGCGGAUGAUUGGGGAGCGGCUCUACCCCCUUAUCCAUGAUGUCCACACCCAGCUGGCUGGCAAGAUCACAGGCAUGCUGCUGGAGAUUGACAACUCAGAGCUGCUGCUCAUGUUGGAGUCUCCAGAGUCCCUCCAUGCCAAGAUAGAAGAGGCAGUGACCAUGUUGCAGGUACACCAGGUCGUGGAGCAGCCAAAGGUGUUCAUGCACUGAAACCAGAAAAUGGAAUCCUGGCCCCCAUGGCUGCCAUCAGAAGUGUUUCCUGCUCUCAGUUUGAAGGCUCUGUGAACUGUAGCUUGUGUCCCAAUUGGCAUGUAUCUGUACUUGAGCUCUGUAUGUGGAAUGAAGGUUGGUCAUCCAUCCAGUCUAUUACCCUUUGCUUUGUGCAUUAAAAGUGCUGCAAAAUCGA